AGACCUCAAGCACGACAUUUUAGAAAAGCUUGCAUCUACUAUGUAUAGUUUUAAGGCUUACCCAAGUGAUAAAGAAAUUGCAAAAGCUGCUGAGGAAGCAGGAUCUGAGACUGGCUGGAAUGGAUGGAAAAAUAGCAUCAAGUUUAAGAUGGGCAAUUAUAGGACCAAGAUGAGACGGGCUGGAUGUCAGGAGGUCACUGUUAAUGCUGGAAAAAGAAGUAGAAGUAAUCCUGAUAAUGAACCUUCACAUUCCAACAUUAAAAGACCCAAACGAGCAGAAGUCAACUUCCUACCAAACUUUCCCCAAGGAAAGGAUCCUUCAAGCCUUGACCAGUUGAGGCAAGCAAUUGUUGAAGAAGUCAAGAAGGCUGAGAAGAACCUGCCCCUCAUUAGAAAGUUGAUGGAGACCACAUUUCCCCUGCGCAGACAAACCAUAGUGAUGUCCUGCCCACCAGUGAAGGAGCUCUUGGACCUCGGGCCUGCUCUAAAAAUGGAGUCUGAGUUGUAUGCAGAGUUUCAGCGGAUUACAAAUCAGAACCUGCCCAAUACAUUCUACUCUGAACUUGACCGCCAUCUUCCUCGACUGAUGACCUUAUUCAGACAGAAGGCAUCAAAAACUGGGAAGACAGCAGAUGCCCUGGCUGAAAUUCUAAGAAUUCACGAUGAACUGAUGUGA
Messenger RNA from Oreochromis aureus, 676 nucleotides. RefSeq lists its product as uncharacterized. The record is from RefSeq and is a predicted model, not a curated record. The coding region runs from base 41 to 676 and encodes 211 amino acids. The transcript is spliced from 3 exons. Lineage: Eukaryota; Metazoa; Chordata; Actinopteri; Cichliformes; Cichlidae.